GAUUCCUCUUUCUUGGCUAAAUUUGGCUGUUGUGGUUGAGUCUCGAUGCAUAUAUGAAGGCGCUAGGGGAAGUUAUUGAACACACUGUGAUUCUCUGGGAAACUUCCUUCUAAUACUUUCCAGACGCUCUAUGCUGACGAUUAGUACGGAAGAAGCUUCAUAGCAAAUCCUUAUCAACAGACUUGUCAUUCUGAAGAUGUGUGUGAGGAAGUGCUCCCAAAUUAAUGGCCUCUGCCUAACUAUCCUGGCCUUACUAUCUGUAACGUUAAACCUUUUCCUCCUCUUCCCCAACCUUGAUGGGUCCUAUCUGAAAAAAGAUCAGAUCAGCAUCUAUGCUAGGAGGAUGCCAGGAGUUUGGGCUGGUGGAUUGAUGGUGCUUCUGGUCGGUAUACAAUCCACAGUUGUGGGUUUUAAGGUGAAGAGACUCUCCUGCUUUGGCACAUGCUGUCAUAUGCUGUUGUCUGGUAUUUUCUCCAUUCUAGCUAUGGCUGGAGCUGCAACUUCCCUUGUCAUCUCUGCUGCUGGAUUGUUCAGUGGUCCAUACUGCUUGUACCAGGUGGAAGGUGAAGCAACACCGCAGUGGGGUUAUCCUUACAUAACCAUUGGAGUUCCAGUCUUCAACACUAGCACAUCACUCUCCUUACCCAACAUCUCCACCAGGACGAAAGCCUGCAUUGAACCACCAGAUAUAGAGACCUGGAACUCCCAUUUCUUAAUAUCCCUGUGUCUAAUUAACACAUUUCAGCUUGUCCUGUGCCUCUCCCAGUUGGUGAAUUCAUUCUUAGGCAUGCUUGUUGGAAAUUGUGACCGGAAAAAGGAUUCCCCAAUCACCUUGUGAGUUAGGUCUGUGACAUCACUCCAGCUUCUCCCUUGAUCAGAGCUUGUUACAUAGCACAGCCGUGCCAGGUUCCGCCCAGUGAUGAUCUGGUAGGAUUCCGAUGUACUGCCCAGGACAGCAAUGAAGAAAAGGAAGGUCUGCCCUGUGAAUUCAUCAUAGAUUGGGCAUGGAUUCAUUGAGCGAUGUCCGGGCAGACGGGCUCUGUCCACUGCGAUCAUGUCCUCCCACUGUGGGAAUAUUUAAUUCACUAUGUCUUUAUGUAAUUGUAUAUUGUUAUUUAAUUAAAUUAUCAAAUUAUUACUA
This is a messenger RNA of Rana temporaria (common frog), 1141 nucleotides long. It is a transcript of the gene TM4SF19, whose product is annotated as transmembrane 4 L six family member 19. The record is from RefSeq and is a predicted model, not a curated record. NCBI's taxonomy places the organism in Eukaryota, Metazoa, Chordata, Amphibia, Anura, Ranidae. The transcript has 6 exons. Gene Ontology annotation, cellular component: membrane. Bases 197 to 838 code for a protein of 213 amino acids.